Molecule: messenger RNA, 3343 nt
Organism: Osmia bicornis bicornis
Lineage: Eukaryota; Metazoa; Arthropoda; Insecta; Hymenoptera; Megachilidae
Exons: 14
Coding region: 434-3127 (897 amino acids)
Biological process (GO): protein deubiquitination
Molecular function (GO): cysteine-type deubiquitinase activity
Source: RefSeq, a predicted model, not a curated record
AAUUUACAUAGUAUUCGUGUAUGAAAAUAUAUUUCUUAAUGGAAAGAAGAAAUUACUGUACCCUUGUUCUACAUCAGACGAGGGUCAUUCAAACUAGCGCGCGAAAGCAAAAAAAGGGCGACUUCUAUUUGGAACUGUAAGCUUGUAGUAGUGUAGCGAGGUCCUUUUCUUUCUAGAAUAAUUCCCAAAAGUACCGAAUAACGGAUCAUGAUUGGUCCAUAAAUCGACUUCGUCCAAUAGUCUCGUGGAAAUCCGUUGUAACAGAAAGGUAACGAAGAAGUACACACACCUGUUGCUAAUCCUAUGGUAGCCAUGCUAAAAUUUUAAGAACAAAGUAACAGUCAAAUCGUACUACAACCUCCUAAAUUUUGGAGAGAUUGUCACUCUUUGAUCGACCGAAUUUUUCAUAUUUCCGAAUAAACAGUUGCAAAAAAUGGAAAUUUCACCUAGAAAACCAUCAAAACGAUCACAAGAACCUGUUGAUGAAUGGCUACAGACUGAAGGAUAUUUUAGGAAACAUGCACCCAAAGAUCCCACUUGUUUGUUUAGAGCAGUUAGUGAACAAGUUUAUAUGACACAAUAUUAUCAUAUAAAGGUCAGAAAAGAAUGUGUGGAAUUUAUGAGAAAAAUGAAACAUUUGUUCAUAGAGAAUGUAAUAAUUCCAUUUGAUGACUAUCUUGAGCAAAUGGAAUGCUUUACCGAAUGGGGUGGUAUAAAUGAAAUCCAAGCCAUGUCAUUGCUUUACCAAAGAGAAUUUAUUAUAUAUAAUGGUCAAAAGCAAAUUAGUUACAAUGUUACUAAUAAUGGUUUUCAAGAUACUAUAUAUUUAUGCCAUACUCCGCAGAAACAAUAUGAAAGUAUAUAUACAAGAGACUUUGUUGCAACUGCUGCCUAUUGUCAAUCCAUUGUUUAUCAAGUAUUAUAUAAGAAUGUCUUUCAUAUGAGUGAUAUAGAAGAUACUGUCCAUAAAAUGUUACAUGACCGAAGUGGUACGUUUAGACACGAUAAGUUUUUCCUCAAAGGAAAUUUAGAAAUUAGAGAAGAAUUGACUACAGAAAUAUUUACCAAAGUUGAAACUGAAACUUAUACCGAUGAGGUUGAUAAUGGGCAAGCUAUACCAAAAAAUAUACCACCUUUUCCAUAUAGAAUUGCUAAAGCUCUUGAUCCCAAUAUUUAUCGUAAUACUGACUUCGAUAUUUGGCAUGAAAUUAGACGAGAAGUGAAAAAUGCGGGAUGGACCAGACACAAUAGCCACGAACUUCAAGUUGGUGGCAAGUGUUUAGUACAAAUGGAUUUUAAUGAGAACGAUAUUGACGAAGCUAAUAAUAAUAGCGUUUAUAUGUCCUCUCUUGAAAAAGAAUCUAACGAUAAUAAUGUAAAAACGGUGGAGAAAAAGGACAAACAAGGUCCUGCAUUCUUUUAUGGACAUAUUCAAGAAAUGAGUAAAGAUCAGGGACCAGUGUUAGUUUUUAUUGAAGAACUAGGAGAAAAGAAAAUUGUACCCUAUUCUGCUCUUAAACCGCUACCUUUAAGAAAGAAUAAACAGAACAAUUGGCUACCAACAUAUAAAAGAAACGUACUUUUAGAUUCAAAUCAGAAAUGGAAAAAAAACUGUGGCUCAGGUUCGCGCAAAAUUAAAGAGUCUACUAGUAUGAAUAUUUUUUCAAAUAAUAUUGAUAAACAUGAGAACAGCGAUAACAGUGUAAAUGAUAUUAACAAAAAUAAUUUUCAAUGGAAAGAAGAAUCUUUGAAGGUAGCUCAACACGGAUAUGAAAAUUAUACAAUGGAAAAGUGUACCAACUUUCCAAUUAAUAAUUCAGUUCCUCAAAGGAACAUUUUUGAUAAUACCCAAUCUUCUACAGUGGAGCCUGUUAGGCAAGAAAAUAAUAAACAACGCAAAGAAAGAACUUCAUUUACAAAUAAAAAUUCGGAGAAUAAUGUGAUAAAAAAUGUAAAACCUGACGGUAUAAAUAAUAAUAAUAAAGUUGUUAAUACAGGGUUCAAUUUAUAUUCUAAGCAAAGAGUGCAAAAGGAAGCUCAUUAUUCAUCAUAUUCUGAAGAUCCUAGUAAUCAGAUGCUACGUCCUAUUAAUUGUUCUGUACAAAAAAGUGUUGAUAUAAAUGGUAGUGAUUUGCCAUUAUCAGAUCCGUUUACUUUGAGAUUUUUUUAUAAUUUAGGAUUAGAGUAUUUUCGCGGUAGCACUAACUGGAAUUAUUUAACAAAUGGACAAACACCUGACUUUGGACAGUGGUAUCAAGGGAUACCUCAAAAUGAUAUGGGCAUUGAAAAUAUUACAAAUGGUGUACUACAUGACUGUAGAUUGACCGAAAAAAAUAAUAAUGAUCAGAAAGAGACAAAUACUCCUCAAUUGAUGUGUAAUAAUAAUACGAGAGUUACGCAAACUCUGCAGGUUGAAGGUUUUAAAGGAGAACACGGAAAAGACUUGCACCCAUCUCAUGAUAAAAUCAAAGAACAUGAACCGUUUAAUAAAAGCACUUCCUAUAUGAAUAGAAGUGGUUUAGGUCCACGAUUUAAGAAAAAUACCGAUAAUCGAUCCCGUUUUAAUCAACAUUCUACACCGCCAACCAAUCAGUAUUUAUCAAAUGAAUCACCCAAUUUUAAACCACCACCUCCUCCUCCCAAGCUAGAAAUGGAAAUGAAAGGGGAUGAUGGAAAUGUUCAACAUUCGAUGAUCGUACCUCCACAAUUACAAACGCCGACAAAUACAAUGAACUCUUAUCAAGUACCUUACAUGCAGCAAGGCAUGUAUCCAUAUUAUGCUAACGAAGCAGAAGGAUUUGCAAAUUCUUAUUAUACUCCAAAUACGGGAUACUUUCCGAUGCCUUAUUUGCCGCCUUCUGAGAUACCAGAUAACAAUAAUAUACAAUCAUUUUCACCGCAACUUUACCCAGGCAUCGAUUACGCACAAGCGUAUUCUGGAUUGUGUCCACCGUACGUGUGUCCUCAACCACCUCCAUACGCUAUACCGCCACAAAAUAUGCAAGAACACUGGUAUGCAGUUGCUGGACAACCGCAUUACAUGCAGUAUACACCUGUAUUACCUGUAACUACAGAAGCAACUUGCAACGGAAUAUCGCAAAGUGCAAGUCAGAAUGUUUCGCUUUAAAAAUUGCCUUACAUUUACUAUUUGCAAAACUUAAGUUCCUAUAGAGUAAGAAUCUUGCAUAGUGAUUGCAAUCAAAAUGUGUGCAAUCAAAUAAUCUUGUUUGCAAGUUGUAAAACCAAAGCCAUCCUUGAUAGUAUUAUCUAGUAGUUUGUAACAAGUACCAUUAAUACUCACAAAUAUUAAAUAAACAUUUUUGAUACGUAAAAAUAGUGAAAA